AUGCCUAAGACCAGCCGUUCCAAGGACGAAUCAUCCAGCAUCUGGGUCGAAGGGGACUUCGUGUGGAUGAUCGAGAUGCUCCCCUUUUACCUCGACUUCAGCUCCAUGCAUGCCUGCAUGCUCAUGACCUACCUUGUUGACUUCCUCAAGGCCCGCGAUCCCUUCAAACAGAGCUGGGUGAAAGCCAAUGCGGUCCCAUGUCUUGACGCGCUUCCUGAGCUGAUCGCGGAUGAAGCAGUAUAUAUCGCCCAGCACAAGUCUCGCUAUUUCAAUUACUAUGAUACCUUCUUCAAGCAAAAAGCUAGUCUUGAAGAGCUCCGAAUUCGAAUAGAGAAGGAUGAAAAACGCGAGCUCAAGAUCUUGGCGAAGGAACAGCGCAAGCUCAAAGCCCGGAUUGACGCACAGGCUGGACCCAGUUCUCAGAACAAGCAUAUGAACAAGAGGGGAAGCCUAAGGGCACCCAGCAUGAUUGGCGACAGCUAA
Molecule: messenger RNA, 483 nt
Organism: Fusarium redolens
Lineage: Eukaryota; Fungi; Ascomycota; Sordariomycetes; Hypocreales; Nectriaceae
Exons: 3
Coding region: 1-483 (160 amino acids)
Source: RefSeq, a predicted model, not a curated record